Rhea pennata is the source of this 1740-nucleotide messenger RNA. It is a transcript of the gene XRCC4, whose product is annotated as X-ray repair cross complementing 4. The transcript is spliced from 8 exons. Gene Ontology annotation, molecular function: DNA binding. Gene Ontology annotation, cellular component: DNA ligase IV complex; nucleus; DNA-dependent protein kinase-DNA ligase 4 complex. Lineage: Eukaryota; Metazoa; Chordata; Aves; Rheiformes; Rheidae. Gene Ontology annotation, biological process: response to X-ray; double-strand break repair via nonhomologous end joining; immunoglobulin V(D)J recombination. Bases 87 to 1091 code for a protein of 334 amino acids. The record is from RefSeq and is a predicted model, not a curated record.
CCCUUAGAAAAUUUGUCUGAGUGGACAAGACAGAGAGGAGAACAUUGGUCCUUUGUGCUUCGUGAAGUUAUUCAGGUACCUGGAAAAUGGAGAAGACUUUGAGUAGAAUUCAUCCAAUUUCUGAUCCAGAAGCAACAUAUUUUCUACAAAUAUCAUGGGAAAAGGAUUUAGGCACUGGCUUUGUUGUAAUACUCAGUGAUGCUCAGUGUGCAUGGACUGGGACAGUAUCUGAAGCUGAAAUUUCUAGGGAAGCUGCUGACGUGGAAAUGGAUAGAGAAAAGUACGUUGAGGAACUGAAGAAAGCACUGAUACUUGGAGAGCAAUCAGCUGGCAAAUAUAACUUCGCUAUUUCUAGAGGUGAAGAAAAUACAGUGUGUCAUUUCUCCUAUGAAAAAAAUCUGAAAGAUGUUUCUUUUAGACUUGGAUCUCUGAAGCUGCAGAGAGUUUCGAGGCCGGUUGAAGUGAUUAAAGAGCUGAUUGGCCAUUGCCUGGACUGCUUAGGAAGACUUCAGGCCGAAAAUGAGCACCUGCAAAAAGAAAAUGAAAGGCUCUUCAAUGAUUGGAAUGACGUGGAGAAACGACUGGAAAAAUGUGUGGAAGCUAAAGAAGAACUAGAAGCAGAUCUUUAUAACCGGUUUAUUCUAGUACUGAAUGAAAAGAAGGCAAAGAUAAGGAAUUUACAGAAGCUGUUGAAUGAAGCUAAAGGAUCUGUAGCAGAUCAACCAUGUACAAGAGAUAGCAUUGCUACAGAUCAGACGGCUACAGGGAGAGAAGAGGAGUAUGAAGGCAGCACUGAUGAGGAAAGUGAAAAUUUAACACAGUCCUCAUUACCAGCAGCAGCUGAACAAAGGGACUCCAUGCUGAGUAGCCCAGACAUCAUUGAUGCCGCUCCGACGCGAAAGCGAAGGCAAAGGAUAGCAAAGCCUGCGGGAACAGGAGCUAAAGUGGCAGCUUAUGAGACAGAACUACCAGUGAAGGAAAAACCUGAUCUUGCCUCACAGAAGACAUCAGGCAAGCAUUCUCCGGAUGUGAUGUCUCUUGAAACACUGGAAAACACUUGUGAGCCAGAGGACCUCUUUGAUGACAUCUAACUAUGUGUCGGCUGAAAAACUGAGAGAAUAGAGCUUCUAUUAGACGCAAGCUAUAAAACUUAGAAGGCUUAGUUGUAGACACUGAGCUGAAAUCUUUACUGUAAGGUUGUAUUUGACAUAUGUGCAUUCUUCACAGUUGCAGACCCUUGAGCUGCUGAGGCUUGAUUUGUGGCAGCCUUCAGAUCAGUUCAGCUGGUCAGCCUCUGUGUAGAUCUUUCAUCACAAUAUAUAUUGGGAAAGAGAGCAUCACCACGGCAUUUUUACAUCCUAACAACCUUUGCCUGCUGAUCAUAUUCAGGAUCAACUUGUUUUCCAGAUGUCACUAGAGAAUGUCAGACAUGAAGAAGUCUUAAAAGUUACCACUGUACUGACCUUGUAUAUUACCCCUUUGUUGAGAAGCUCAGCUUAGAUGCCAUCUAGCUAAAUCAUCUUCAAUUUUGAUUGGGAUGCCUUCAAAAACUGAGUUUGAAAUGUUAUCAUCCAGAAUGGAGCAUCCAAGGAAAUGUCAUUUUUCUUGUUACUUGAAGAUUCUUUGAGGUGUAUUCUUGCUUAUGGGAGUAAAACGCUUAUAAAGUCAAUACUGAAUCUAUUUUACCCUUCUGUAGAAACCCAUAACCCUUAAAAUGGUUAUUUUUGAUACUUCAUUGAU